Molecule: messenger RNA, 255 nt
Organism: Penicillium samsonianum
Lineage: Eukaryota; Fungi; Ascomycota; Eurotiomycetes; Eurotiales; Aspergillaceae
Exons: 1
Coding region: 1-255 (84 amino acids)
Source: RefSeq, a predicted model, not a curated record
AUGGCCAACCAUGGCCGAAUGGGCCUAACCUAUUUCCGUGGCUGGGCCAGUGGCCCAGGAAAUACUGGCCGUACCUGUGGGGCCCUGGCCCCCAGAGGACAAGGUCAAGGUCGCGGCCGGAAGGUGGCCGAGGAGGUGACCGUGGUGGACGAGGUUCGCCCGGACCCCGUGGAGAGCGCCGCGACCUUUCAAUCUAUUAACUGGGACAUUCCUUGUCAAUGUCCUUCCGCUUGCUCUGCUACCCUCGGAAUAUGA